This is a messenger RNA of Parascedosporium putredinis, 1857 nucleotides long. The record is from the annotation of a GenBank genome assembly. Lineage: Eukaryota; Fungi; Ascomycota; Sordariomycetes; Microascales; Microascaceae.
AUGCGCCGUUGCCUGACGGGGAUUCUCCGAUUAAGACUAAGACCAAAAUCACAGGUAGCAAGAAUUACAGCCCAGAGGAGAAUCGUCACCACCCCCGCCGCGACCAUGCCGAACGAAAUCAAGGACCUCCACACUGUGGACGAGUCCUCGUUCCCUUACAUCUACGAGCAAAACGUUGCAGUACCUCUCAAGGUAGCCAACGGCCUCAUCCGCUGCAAUGUCUACCGUCCCAAGGGCACCGAGCCCGUUCCCGUAUUAGUGACGUACGGGCCUUAUGGAAAGGACAUCCAUUACAAGGACUUCCAUGGCAAAUCCUACUCCGAAGUCAACCCCCGCCACAAGUCCGACCACUCCGCGUGGGAGACGCCCGACCCGGGCUUCUGGACUUCUCACGGAUACGCCGUCGUGCGCGCCGACGAGAGGGGGCUAGGCCAGUCCCCCGGCGUUCUAGACACCAUGUCUCGCGGCACCAGCGAGGCCUUCUUCGACGUGGUCGAGUGGGCAGCCGAGCAGCCCUGGUCCACGGGCAAGGUCGGCCUCCUGGGCAUCAGCUACUACGCCGGCAGCCAGUGGCGCGUGGCCGCCCGUAAGCCCAAGGGCCUCGCGGCCGUGGUGCCGUGGGAGGGCAUGUCGGACUACUACCGCGACCGGUGCCGCCACGGCGGCAUCCUAUCCAACGCCUUCAUCAAGUUUUGGUGGAACCGCCAAGUCAUCACGAACCAGUACGGCCGACCGGGCCGCAGCGCCAGCAACUGGGGGCCCGACACCAUCGAAGGCGACCUCCCCGAGGAAGAGCUCGCCGCGAACCGCAACGACCAGACGCUCGACAACGCGGCCAACAAGUUCCGCGACGACGCCUACUACGCCUCCAAGGAGUACGACAUGGGCGACAUCGAGGUGCCCCUCCUCUCCGUCGGCAACUGGGGCGGCAUCCUGCUGCACCUGCGCGGCAACGUCGAGGGUUAUACCCACGCCGGCUCCCAGCUCAAGUACCUCCGCAUGAUCACCGGCCGCCACGACCUACCCUUCUACUACGACGAGGAGGUCGAGGUCCAGCGGAGCUUCCUCGACGCCUUCCUCAAGGGCGAGGACCGCGUCGGCUGGGCUACACCCGGAAAAGUGCCGCCCGUCGAUAUCGUGCUGCGCAAGGGGAACGUGGGCUUCAACGAUGCCGAGGCGGAGAAGGCGUACCCCCGCCGCACCGAGAACGAGUGGCCCAUUGCUCGCCGCGGCGCGGGAACUAGGAAACUCAGCUACCGCGCGCUCGGCACCAUGGAAAACCCCGAGCUUCUCCAGUUCACCACGGCACCUUUUGCGGAAGAGACCGAGAUCACUGGCCACAUCACGGCACGUCUCAACGUCUCCGUGACGCCUGACCCUUCGGGCCCCACCCCUAGCGAUAUCGACCUGUUCCUGACCCUGCGCUAUAUCGGGCCCGAUGGCAAGGAGGUGUUUUAUACCGGCACCGCGGGCGACCCUGUACCCCUCACCAAGGGAUGGCUCAGGGUAAGUCUGCGCAAGGUCAACGAGGAGCACCCCAAGCACCGGGAGUGGCUGCCCCACAGGGACUACACCAGCAGGGAUGUGCAGCCCGUAAUUCAGGGCGAGAUCUACUCGGUCGACGUCGAGGUGUGGCCCACCAACGUCGUGGUAGAGAAGGGUGGCAAGAUCAUCUUUGAGGUGGCCUCGGGCGACACUCAGGGCUCCGGCAUCUUCCUGCACAACGACGUCAACGAUCGAUCGCCCGAAAAGUUGCAAGGCACCAACCACAUCCACUUUAGCGACCGUUUCCAAAACUACGUCACGCUACCAGUGAUUCCUCCCAAGGACGGAGAGACAGAGAUGGUGGGGUAUUAA